Bolinopsis microptera is the source of this 1491-nucleotide messenger RNA. RefSeq names its product ankyrin repeat and MYND domain-containing protein 1-like. The coding region runs from base 128 to 817 and encodes 229 amino acids. The transcript has 5 exons. Lineage: Eukaryota; Metazoa; Ctenophora; Tentaculata; Lobata; Bolinopsidae. The record is from RefSeq and is a predicted model, not a curated record.
CCCAAUUGUGUCCCCGUGUCUCCACUAACUAAACCCAAUUGUGUCCCCGUGUCUCCACUAACUAAACCCAAUUGUGUCCCCGUGUCUCCACUAACUAAACCUCCCCACAGCAAUAAUAAACCAGCUGAUGACAGUGGGAGGGGACAUAAUGUCCUUGGUUCCUGUGGGAAAGAGUGGGAAACACAUGGGAACUGCUGUAGACUACGCUAUGCAUGUGUUCUAUCAGGACAAACGAAUAGCGCACACUCCAUUCCACGCCCUGACCCCGGCCGAGAGGGAGAUAUACAUCGCCAGAACCAACCUCCUCAACCACAUGUCUACACUUCUCAGGGACGAGGUCCAGAAACGGGAACAGACCAUGAGAGAAGAAGCAGAGUUGAUGGAAGCUGAGGGAAAGAAAGGACACAAACCAAAGAUGCUGUUCAAGUAUUGUUACGAGUGUGGUCGCAGCACUGGCGUAAAACUUUCUCCCUGUACGAGAUGUUUCACUGUUUCCUUCUGUUCUCAACGGUGUAAACUAAAAGCCUGGACCAGCCGCCACAGGAAGGAAUGUACUAAAUUAGAGAACAAACAGAAGGAAAAGAAGGAGAGGGGACCUUCUGUUUCUGUUUCUCCACCCCCUGUUAAAGUAGUGAAAAAGGAGGAGUCUGCCUCAAAAUCAGACACGGGCAAAAAAGGCAAAACACGCUCAGUCUCCAAAGAUAUAUUCGGAAAGAAGAACAAACGGGACAACAGACGAGGCAAGGACGACGACCAGCCGGAGAUGAUAACCCACGCUCUUCCUAGGAUCGUUAACCUGCAGCACAGUAACAUCUAGGAAUUUCAAGAAUUACCGCCUCCAGAGAUCUCAGAUCUUCCACUGACUAUUAUGAGGGCUGAUGUGUAGCGCGGACUGCAGCUGCUUUUAUGCGAAGUUCAUACCGCGGCGCGGAGCUCUGAUUGAGAUCGGAAUUCUUGCGAUCAAUUCUUUUAGUAAUCAUAUCAGACGGAUGGAUUUUGAAACAUGCUCAUAUUAACAAAUGAAGUCAAGGGUUAUUUAGUUGAAUAUAUUUAUUAACAAGAAAUGAUGAUCGUAAUAAAAUUAGUAAUUCGCACAAUUAUUGAAGAAUUAUUGAAUUGAGGUGAAUUGAUUAAUAUAUCCGCCGGGCCGACCGUUACCCUUUCCGGCCUUACACACAAUUUUGAUUAAAAAUUAUGAUGAUCAUAACGGUAUUUUUUACUUCAUUGAGGAAUGAGAAUCAAUCUCUUUUGUAAUAUUUUCCCAGAAUUUACAAGUGUCAUUACGAUUUUAAAGGCACCAAAAGAGACUUCACGGGCCUGCUGUAAGUGUAAAUUAUUAUCCACUUCAAUGUAUUUAUAUAUGUUUAAACUUUAAAACUAAUCAUGAGCACACUCACUCACAAAUAUUUGAUGUAUGAUGUAAAUUUUGUAUAUAUGUUCAGAAUCAGAUGUGAAUUAUACCACUUCCUCAGAAAAACUUUUAUCCCGCUA